Molecule: messenger RNA, 617 nt
Organism: Amoebophrya sp. A120
Lineage: Eukaryota; Dinophyceae; Syndiniales; Amoebophryaceae
Source: the annotation of a GenBank genome assembly
AGCACUUGCAGUUUGCGACAAGAUGCGUUUAUCGCCACGUAGUUUUGUUUGGCCGCCAGGUUUGAAAUUCAAUAAAAUGGUGGGCGCGGCUUUCCGGUCUCCCUCGUCGCGCGAUGAUUAUGGGGCGGCUGUCGGGGGUAGCGCUUUCCGAUGACGCGGCGCGUCGUGCGCUAAGGGGCCUCGCCGUCGAGACUGCCGAAAUGGCGGAGAGAAUGCCUAGACGUAUGGCGCCGGUACAUUCACGCAGACCGUGCAGCUCGCGCGCCCAUACUUCGAAGAGCCUGCCCCUCUGUGGCCCCUGUGUGUGGCCUGUCCGGCACUAAGAGUUCGGCGCGCCGCCGCAGUCAGUCGCGCGACGCCGCGCCGAAAAUGCGGAACGUGCGGCGCGCUGCCGCGCUGGAAGCAUUCUGCCACGGCGCCACAGAUCUACGCAGUGCCGUGGGGGCCUGCGCAGUUUCGGAAUCUGCGGCAGGUCGGUCGGGGCGCGAGCGCAGACUUGCAGCGCCAGUCGUGAUUUAGAGUGAGACUGUUGAGACUUCUGCUUACGUCACCAGGUUGGUUAAGAUGAUAGUACAUAGCUUGAUCCCAAAAUUUAGAUCUGAUGCGCUGCUGUUCCG